Dromaius novaehollandiae (emu) is the source of this 2313-nucleotide messenger RNA. It is a transcript of the gene DCAF13, whose product is annotated as DDB1 and CUL4 associated factor 13. Gene Ontology annotation, cellular component: small-subunit processome; nucleolus. Gene Ontology annotation, biological process: maturation of SSU-rRNA from tricistronic rRNA transcript (SSU-rRNA, 5.8S rRNA, LSU-rRNA). Lineage: Eukaryota; Metazoa; Chordata; Aves; Casuariiformes; Dromaiidae. The coding region runs from base 102 to 1475 and encodes 457 amino acids. The record is from RefSeq and is a predicted model, not a curated record. Gene Ontology annotation, molecular function: protein binding. The transcript has 11 exons.
GACUCCGCCGGGAACCUCCCGGCCGGCGCAUCCGCUCCUGUGGGAGGAGGCCGCCCCCCUCCCCCCCGGUCCGGCGGAGCGGCAGCGGCAGCAGCGGGUGCAUGUGCGGCGGCGGCGGCGGCCAGCCGGCCGGGAGGAUGCGGGUCAAAGUGCUGAGCCGGAACCCCGAUGAUUAUGUCCGCGAGACGAAGCUGGACCUGCAGCGCGUUCCAAGAAAUUACGAUCCUGUAUUGCAUCCUUUUGAGGUUCCACGGGAAUACACAAGAGCUCUGAAUGCAACAAAGCUAGAACGCGUGUUUGCAAAACCCUUUCUUAGCUCACUUGAUGGCCAUAGAGAUGGAGUUAAUUGCAUGGCAAAACACCCGAAGAGUUUAUCUACAGUGCUUUCUGGAGCUUGUGAUGGAGAGGUUAAAAUCUGGAACUUGACCAAACGACAGUGCAUUCGUACUUUACAAGCCCAUGAAGGCUUUGUGCGAGGGAUUUGUGCUCGUUUCUGUGGUACCUCAUUCUUUACUGUUGGUGAUGACAAAACUGUGAAGCAAUGGAAAAUGGAGAGCCCAGAAUAUGGAGAAGAAGAAGAACCGAUUCAUACAAUUCUUGGAAAGACUGUGUAUACAGGAAUUGAUCACCACUGGAAAGAAGCUGUUUUUGCCACCUGUGGCCAUCAAGUGGACAUCUGGGAUGAACAAAGGACUAGCCCCAUGUGUUCUCUGACAUGGGGUUUUGAUAGCAUAAGCAGUGUAAAAUUUAAUCCCAUUGAGACAUACCUUUUAGGAAGCUGUGCUUCUGACAGGAAUAUUGUGUUGUAUGAUAUGAGACAAUCAACUCCAUUAAAGAAGGUUAUCUUGAAGAUGAGGACAAAUACAUUGUGUUGGAACCCCAUGGAAGCGUUCAUUUUCACUGCAGCAAAUGAAGAUUACAACUUAUAUAGUUUUGAUAUGCGCUUUCUUGCAUCACCUGUGAUGGUGCAUAUGGAUCACGUGUCUGCUGUUCUUGAUGUGGAUUAUUCACCCACUGGGAAAGAAUUUGUGUCUGCCAGCUUUGAUAAAUCUAUCCGCAUUUUUCCUGUUGACAAAGGUCACAGCAGGGAGAUAUAUCAUACAAAGCGAAUGCAGCACGUCAUCACUGUAAAAUGGACUUCGGAUAAUAAAUACAUUCUGUGUGGCUCAGACGAGAUGAAUAUUCGUCUUUGGAAGGCUAAUGCUUCUGAAAAACUGGGAGUGCUUACACCACGAGAAAAGGCAGCUAUGAACUACAACCAGAAGCUGAAGGAGAAGUUCCAGUACCAUCCUCAGAUCAAACGCAUAGCUCGGCACCGUCACUUGCCUAAAAGUAUCUUUUGCCAAGUCAAGGAGCAACGGAUCAUGAAAGAAGCUCGUAGGCGAAAGGAACAGAAUCGUCGUAAGCACAGCAAACCAGGAUCUGUGCCUUUUGUGUCAGAGAAGAAGAAACAUAUUGUGGCAGUAGUGAAAUAAUUUUUUUUCACAUUUACAAAAUGUCAUUUAAAAAAAUGUUUAAAUGAAUCCACUGUACAAAAUAUGAGGGUCAUUGGUAAGACAGUGUGGCUCUGGAUACAUUGCUUUUCUUCCGUGCAUACACUUGCUCUGAUUUCUCAGGUCCUUAUCUGCUUUGAGUAGUCCUAAGAGUUGGCCUUGAGUCUUUUAUUGACAUCCACAUGGCUGGUGUUACUGGGCCCAACUCCAUAGAUUUCAGUGGAGUUUCCCCCUUUUGAUAUAAGCAGAUAACUUGAUCCUUGGGGUAGGAUAUGUGUGGCUCCAAUUCCAUUCCUUGGUACCUUUCCUUCAAAAAAAAAAGAUUGAAUAUGAUUCAGAAUUGGCAGCAGCAAAUAACUUAGUUCCAUGUAUUAGAAUCAUAAAAUCAGUUGUCUUUACACUGACUUUUUACAGAAAUCUAAUGAAGUAAAAAAGUGACCAUAAAGCAAUGGGCUAGAUCGUGAUUAUUCCAAAUGACUAAUAUACUGCACUGUAUUUAUUGCAGAGCGAUAUAAAAUUUUCCUUUUAUCUAAAAGGAAUUCAACAUGACUGUCAGACCUCUGUAAACACAUUUAGAGUUUUGUUCUGUGUUCUUAACUAUUGUUACAAGACUUGACAAAACUUCAAAGACUGUUAAAGUUGCUAAUACUAAUAAUGAUGUUCUUGAAUAAAUAUCUUUUCUCUUUAGCUUAUUUAAAACUUGCACAAUUUGUCAUCUUUCAUCCAUGUUUUAGAAAACCCAAAAACUUCUUUAGAUGAGUUUUAUUAUAAGCCUCCUGUUUAAAGUUUGUAAUAAAAAAUAAAAGCAUUUCUAAAGGUA